AUGCAAUCACCCAAGAUUACAGAAGAUGUUAGAAUAAAUAAUAAUGGAGAGGUUAAACUAAAAGAUAUCACAUCAGAAGUAAGACAAAGAAAUAAAACCAUUGAAGAUGUUAAACAAAUAUCACCACCUCAUACAAAUAGAAAUAUUAAUAUUUUUACAAUUUUCAUUCAAUUAACUCAUAGAUUAUUUACUUAUAAUGUUAUACCAUCAAUAAUAGCAACUACUUCACAAACUUCAUUAUCACUUAUUAGUAUGAUUUAUUAUAACAUUAUUCAUUUUAUUUUAAUGAAUUUAUUUUUUACAAUUGCAAUUUAUAAAAAUUUUUUAUAUAUUUAUAGAAAAAGUUAUUUAAAAUAUCUAACAUUAAUUUAUUAUCAUAAUAAAUCACCACAAGUUAUAAGAGAUGAUGUUAAUAAAUUAGAUAAAAUUCCAAAAUCAAUCUCAUGUAUAUUAGAUUUAAAAGAUGCUGAUGAUGAAAAUGGUGGUAAAGAUGGAUUAAUUAAUCAAAUAAGUGAAUUAAGUGCAUGGAGUUUAAGUUCAGGAAUUUCAAAAUUAAUAAUUUAUGAAUAUACUGGUGCAUUAAAUCAAAGUAGUGAUUCAUUAAUUGAUUUAAGUAAAUUUAUAACCAAAAAUUUAAUUUCAUAUUUUGGAUCAGAAUCAAUUCCAACUUUUUCAAUUAAAAUUCCUCAUAAAAAUUUAAUUUUAUAUAGUGAUGAAAUGUUAUCAAAUUCAAAUGUUGCAACAGCUGUAGCCGUUGAUGGCAAUAGUGGUGCAAAUCAAAUUAAUGGAGGUGGUAUUACAAAUGUUGACUUAGAAAUUGAUUUGAUUAGUAGAGUUGAUGGUAAACCAACAUUAGUUGAAUUAACCAAAACAAUGAGUGAAUUAGCACAAAAUAAAGAAUUAUCAGUAAAUGAUAUAACAAUUGAUUUAAUUGAUGAAGAAUUAAUAGAAUUAGUAGGUCCAGAACCAGAUUUAUUAAUUUGUUUUUCACCAAGUUUAAAUCUAGAAGAUUAUCCUCCUUGGCAUAUAAGAUUAUCAGAAAUUUAUUGGGAACCAGAAAAUAUAGAUGUAAAUUAUGCUGUAUUCAUUCGGGCAUUAAAGAAAUAUUCAAAUUGUAAAAAAAAUGUUGGUAAAUAG
Messenger RNA from Lodderomyces jiufengensis, 1137 nucleotides. Its product is annotated as ditrans,polycis-polyprenyl diphosphate synthase. Lineage: Eukaryota; Fungi; Ascomycota; Pichiomycetes; Serinales; Debaryomycetaceae. Gene Ontology annotation, cellular component: dehydrodolichyl diphosphate synthase complex; endoplasmic reticulum membrane. The coding region runs from base 1 to 1137 and encodes 378 amino acids. Gene Ontology annotation, molecular function: ditrans,polycis-polyprenyl diphosphate synthase [(2E,6E)-farnesyl diphosphate specific] activity. The transcript has a single exon. The record is from RefSeq and is a predicted model, not a curated record.